CUCACCGAGAUCGGCAGCACAAAGCAGAGUCGCUCUCUCACCAGCCUCCAGACACACACGCACCACGCCACACUGCACACACACGCUCAGACGCUCCACGCACUCACUUUCAGCGCCGCCCGUGGAGCUGGAGAAAAAAGAGAGAGGAAGGAAAGGAGGAGAGAAGACAAGAGCACCGGAGAAAGGACGAGAAGAAGUAAAAGAAGAAGAGAAAAAAGACUGUGGAGAGGAAGAAGGGACAAACUUUAGAUCAAACUUCAUCAGGUUGUCCAAUUGGGGGGCUCCCUCCCUGCUGACUGAUAACAAGCACAGCGUACUGGUCUGGGAGCUUCAUGAGUGUGUGCUCAUAACCAUCACUCCACCUCUGUGUGUGCGUGUGGCACCAUGCUGUGGACAGUGCUGCUAGCACUGCUGGUGCUUCUGCUGCUGCAGACUCAGCUGUCUGUGUGCUUAAGGGAAUUACGCACUGGGGGUUCCAGUUCUUCCCCUCCAUCAUCCUCUUCCUCCUCUUACAAUGCUACCCAGCAGCGGCUGCCGGGAGCUAUUAUCAUCGGCGUGCGGAAAGGUGGCACCAGAGCCCUGCUCGAGAUGCUCAACCUGCACCCAGAUGUGGAAGUGGCAAAGGCUGAGGUGCACUAUUUCAACGUGGAGGAGCACUACCGAAGAGGUGUGGCCUGGUACCGAGCUCAGAUGCCUUUCACCCUCCCAGGUCAGCUGACAGUGGAAAAGACCCCAGGCUACUUUGCAGCUCCUCAGGUUCCCGCACGAGUGUGGGACAUGAACCCCGCUGUCCGUCUGCUGCUCAUCGUCCGGGACCCGGCCGAGAGGCUGAUCUCUGACUACACCCAGGUUCUGCACAACCGCCUGACACGUCAGAAGCCCUACCAGCCCCUAGAGGAGCUCCUGCUCUACAAGGGCCACAUUGAUCCUGGAUACAAGGCCCUGCAGAGGAGCCUCUAUCACCAGCACCUCGCCCGCUGGCUGGAGGUCUUCCCCAGGGAGCAGAUCCACGUGGUGGACGGAGAUGCCCUUAUUCAGGAUCCCUUCCCUGAGCUGAGAAAGGCAGAGAGGUUCCUGGACCUGCCCCCCAGGAUCAACCCGAGCAACUUCUACUACAACGCCACCAAGGGCUUCUACUGCCUCCUGUCGGCCGGACAUGACAAGUGCCUGGACGAGUCCAAAGGCAGGCCACACGCUCCACUGAGCAGCCAAGCCUUGAAGAAGCUUUGUCGGUACUUCAGAAAGCCCAACAAGUUAUUCUUUGAAAUGGUGGGGAGGUCGUUCUCCUGGUGCUGAGUCACUGUGAAGAGGAGCAGAGGAGCUAAAGAACAGUGCUGACACAUUCAGGGACACAGACGGAGAAAGAAAGCUGUGCUUUUAGAUGAGUGGGAACAUUUUAGUUCAAAUACAGUUUUUGUUGAUACCUUCUCAGGUAUAAAUGUGGCCAACACGUGCAGCACACGCAGAGAACCUGCGGCCGACGUAAACCUUUACCGUGACCACGUUGGUGCCUCCGGGGAAAACCGCACUUCCACAAACAGCCGUGCCAAACACAAGUGUGGAGCUGAAAGUACUGCCUGUUAGUUCUUAUGUGUGGGCCUUUAAAAUAACGUGAAGACUCUGAUGUGAUGUAGAAAUAGACGAGCGGUUAAAAGACGGUUGCAUUGAUUCAUUGUUGCACUAUGAACUCUAAUUGCAUAAAAGGUCAAUCAAGGUUCAACAGGAAAUGACUUGAUUUGAUUUUUCUGAGCAGCUGUAAAACUUUUGUGUUAGUAAACAUUUUAGUCCUCAUGGUGACUUUUUGCUGUUUUCCUGAUCACAUGCUGUUUGAGAGGCUCACUGAAAACUUGUUCUGCUUUCUUUUUAUGCUUAAGGCCAGCAUCGUGCUAUCGCUAGUUUGUGUUAUUUUUUUUUUAAAAAUGCCCUUCUAAUAAACGUCUUCAGUCCUGCA
This is a messenger RNA of Archocentrus centrarchus (flier cichlid), 1951 nucleotides long. It is a transcript of the gene hs3st1l2, whose product is annotated as heparan sulfate (glucosamine) 3-O-sulfotransferase 1-like 2. Gene Ontology annotation, molecular function: [heparan sulfate]-glucosamine 3-sulfotransferase activity. Bases 385 to 1296 code for a protein of 303 amino acids. The transcript has 3 exons. The record is from RefSeq and is a predicted model, not a curated record. Lineage: Eukaryota; Metazoa; Chordata; Actinopteri; Cichliformes; Cichlidae.